UUGAGAGCUCUUCAAAUAGAAGGAAAUUGUCAAUGACGCUUUGUUUCGUUUUGACAUGGUAGUAAAAUGUAAACAUGUACAUAUUUGAUAGUUAGCAGGUCUUUGUUGCGUUCUGCAGACCAGUUGAUACAUUAAAGUAUGCAAAUAUCGCAAAAUACGCACGAAAGUCGUUUCAACAAGAUUUAAAACUUGAAAGAAAAAAACAUGGUUGAGGAAGAAGGGAAGUCGAAAAAUCUGUUUGAGCAGAUGAAUGUCGGCAUUCUCAAGUAUUUGGAAAAGAAGACCGGUGUUUGCAAACUGGAGUUAGAGCCUCGGAAACCAUCAGACAGAUCAGCACUGUUGGCAUGGGAACAGAAAAAUACAGUUUUCCUACCAGAAGAUUUAAAAAACUUUUACAUGACAUCAGAUGGGUUUUUGCUGACAUGGAGUGUGAAGAUAGACAAUGGCCCUAUACCAGUGGGGAGAAUGCAUCUGAACUCGAUGGCAAAGCUCCUCAAGGUUGGAGGGGAGGUCAACAAGACCCUGGUCAAUCCAAGCCUCUCUGACCUAGAUAUGGACUCUGAUUGUGAAGACGAGACUUCAGGCACAGAGAGGCCUUCGUGGGAUACACGGUGCCGAAUAUUUGAACUGGAUCCCUGUGAUGGAUAUGGAAAAGUCUGUCUGGUAUAUAAAGAAAACAAGACAGUUCCAGAAUUUAAGGAAUCAGCUGAAAUUGUUGAAAAAGUGUACACAUCUGAUUUUAUGAAUUUCGGCGGAGCAGACCCUAAAAUAGAGAUCUGGUUUUUGGACAGAGCCCUUCGCUGGCAUUAUAUCACGGAAUCGUUCACAUCAUACUAUCGCCUUAUGAUCAUGCACCUGGGCCUACCACAAUGGCAAUAUGCAUUCACAGACAUAGGCCUUUGUCAGCAAGCUAAGCAAUGGUUCACCAUGUAUGCUCCGCUGCGACUGGAGUUGGAUGCAGAACUGAGUGUCACUGGUGAUCACCCUAUUGAUUCUAUCUCAUCCACUACUCAGAUAGAUGUGGGGAAAGUUUUUAAAGGAAAGUCCGAUAAAAAGAAGCCUGUACCUGCACAGACACAGUCACAACCAACUGGGCUACGGAAAAAAGGCGCAAUUACUUCAGCAAAAGGAGGAACUCAGACAGGGCUGAAACCAAGCGGAUCAUUUUCUCAGCUCUCUGGCAAGAAGUAGGGCAUGCAUAGGACAACAAAAUAUGCGAUACAUUUGAUUGCCUUACGCCUUUACAUCCUACCAGAUGUACAGUGUGGGCUUUUGUGUUGAGAUUGUUUGGUGUUCAGAAACAUCACAUGAAGCAAAACAAUGUUGUUUUGCCAUAAAUUUGGCGAUGAAACGAUGAUCAAAGUUAAAUUGGUGUAUUAACUUUUUAAAGUAUAUUGGUAUGAUUGUUUGCACAGAUUGCAACAAAUGAAAUAAAUUUAUUAAUAAUUGUG
Molecule: messenger RNA, 1451 nt
Organism: Dreissena polymorpha
Lineage: Eukaryota; Metazoa; Mollusca; Bivalvia; Myida; Dreissenidae
Product: tubulin polyglutamylase complex subunit 2-like
Exons: 10
Coding region: 205-1191 (328 amino acids)
Biological process (GO): protein polyglutamylation
Source: RefSeq, a predicted model, not a curated record